CGAAGUAGAAAAAACCUACUCUAGUAGAAAAUGGCUCUCCUGGAGAAUGGGUGUCAUCGCACUCAUCUUUGAGUGCAGUUUCUCGGCAUGCUUGAUCAUUGCUAAUAAAGAAAUGUUUAAAAAGGCAAAAAGAGCAAACUUCCGACGAAGAAAUGAGUCCGACGAGGACGAGCGGGAGGAGAAUACGCAGCCGAUGCUGGCGCCGACAUUGUUCGGGCCUGUUUUGGAGGAAGUCCCGUUCCUGGAGACCUCCAACAACAACCAUAACGUUAGCUUAGCCCCCAGCAGUAACGGCUUUGCGGGCAGUUUUAGCAGCGGUAGACCCUCCAAGAAGGACAAGAAGGUGAAAGAAAGCGGCGCCUUGGUGGUCGGACCCACGAAAGCUAGCUUGCUGAGUUUCGAUGAUGAAGAAGAAGAGGGAGGCUCUGAUGUCUUCAGAGUGAAGAAGUCCAAUCACAGCAAGAAAAUUGUCAAGCAGCUCAAAAAGGAAUAUAAGGAGGAUUUGGAGAAGGGUGGCACUAAAUCAGAUACACCACCUGUACCCACUGUCACUGUCAAAGAGGAAGUCGCCACCAGCAAUGUGGGCGGCGAACAUGGUGAAGAAGAAAUGGAGGUGGACAGUGCUGAGGAGCACGAAGAAGAAGCGAAAAGUCAAGGAACGAGUCAGGUGUCCAAGAGCAGCAACACCGGAACCACAUUCAACACUCUCUCCUCCCUCAGCACUCUCAGACCUGGGGAGAUCCCUGACGCAGCCUUCAUUCAUGCUGCCAGAAAGAGGCGCCAGCUUGCCAGAGAACUGGGCGGUGAUGCCCCCCUGGUAGAGACGGAAGCCCCAAAGAAACGCCUGGCGCAAGAAGACCAAGAUGGUAGCGACGACGAAGACGAGGAUGAGAAGAGGAUCCGCUUCAGCGGUGUGCGGAGCAAAACGCAGAGGCAGAAGAUCGCAGAGGAGAUAGGUAUCGAGGGGAGUGACGACGAGGCGCUGGAUGCUGGUGCUGAUGAGGAAGUGAGCCGGUGGGAGCAGGAGCAGAUUAGGAAAGGAAUCAGCAUACCACAGGUCCAAAGCAGUCAACCGGAGGACAACACUGUCUACUACCAGAACAGCUAUGAUGUUCAGCCUUACGGAGCUUCAUACAGCAUGCCUUUCACAUACAGCACUGCGGCAUCUCAUGCCGGCAAGAUACCCGGCCUGGCAGACAACGGUUCCGUUCACUUCGGCGUCUCUGUUAGUGACUUAGCCCCAGUGUCCAUUGAUCUGGUAAAGAAACGCCUGCAGGAUAGGCUCGGCCACAUGCAUGCAGGCCACAACGCCAACAUCGAGCGCUACAGACAGAUCCAAGAAGAGCUAACUGCCUCAGAGAACACCAUUCAGCAGCUGGACGGCUCGUCCAAUGACCAUGCAGAUCAAUAUAAAUUCUUGCAAGAGAUGCGAGGGUAUGUUGGAGACUUGCUUGAGUGUUUCAAUGAAAAGGUGCCUGCUGUCCUGGAGCUGGAGGCUGCCAUGCACCAGUUACUAAGGCAACGGGCCUUGCGACUCGUCCAGAGAAGACAGGAUGAUAUUAAAGAUGAAUCGGCGGAGUUUGCAAGCCUUUCAAAUAAGGCCGUCAUGGCUCCCAACCUGGACUUGUUUGGUCGCGACCGUGCAUUGUACCAAGAGAGCAGUCGCCAAAGGCGGAUAGCAGAAAGAGAGGCACGACGAGCUCGUCGGCGUCAAGCUCGAGAGCAGAAUGGAAAGUGGGCUGAGCACAAGGAAGGCUUGUCGUCUGACGAUGAGGAGACAUCUACGGACAUCACCAGCUUCGACAUGGAGCACGAUCGUAUCGGAAGAGAAUGUAAGAAAGUGUUUGAGGAUGUGGUGGAAGACUUCCAUUCUUUGGAUUACAUCAAAUCCCAGUUUGAAGUUUGGAGGAGGAACUACACCGACUGCUACAAAGAUGCUUACAUAGCCCUCUGCCUGCCCAAACUCUUUAGCCCUUUAGUUCGACUGCAGCUCAUCACAUGGAACCCUCUUGAGGCGCAGUGUGCAAACUUUGAGUACAUGCUCUGGUUUGAGUCACUAUUGUUUUACGGCUUUGAGGAGAAUAGCACAUUGCAGAAAGGUGACAGCGACAUCGGCCUGCUGCCUGCUAUUGUGGAGAAGGUUGUGCUCUCCAAACUGACAGUGGUGUCAGAACAAGUGUGGGACCCGCUGUCAAACAGUCAGAGCGUCAGACUGGUGGCCUUCAUUCGCAGACUGAUGAAAAGUUACCCAACUGUGCUGCAUGGGGACAACCAAUACACACGGGAGCUGCUGAAAACGGUCGUCCUGCGGGUGCGGCGAACACUGGAUGAAGAUGUUUUCCAACCUCUCUACCCUAAAAAUUUGCUGGAAAACAAGAACGGUGGCCCUUACUUAUUCUACCAGAGGCAAUUCUGGACUUGUGUGAAGCUAUUGGGGAACAUCCUGCAAUGGGAGGGGAUUCUCUCCCCUUCCUGUCUGAAGGACCUGGCUUUAGACAGCACUUUGAAUAGGUACAUCCUCUCUGCAUUGCAGACGACUGACAUCAGCGAGGACAAUGUUUAUAAGUCCCAGAGGGUGGUCGAAUGCUUGCCGGCGCAUUGGUUCUCUGGGCUAAAGGACCAGCAAACGUUGCCUCAGCUUGAGCCUCUUUGUCGAUACCUUGUGCAUUUGGCCAACUCUUUGUACCGCAGCAGCUUGGCGGCAUCUGAUACCGACCGGCGGGCAACAAGGGAGCAAGUGAAAGAGAUCGUAAAGAUGCUGGCACACAUGAAAGCAGUGGAUCACAUAAUUGCUGUGGCGGCAGAGCAAGGUAUCAAGGACAUCAAGCCUCUUUUGGAAACCAAGUCAUAGACCACAAACAUUUGUAGUCGUGUUCAACCUCUCACGAAUGGACUCUACAAUCUCUGCAGUCAGUUUUCCCCACAGAAGUGAAGUGUAAAUACUGUGAAUAAUGUAUAGAAGUGUUCCAUACCUCCUCCGUGCACUUGUUUAACACUCUUCUUGUCAAGUCCACUUGCCUUCUUAAUGCAUUUGGACUUUUAUUGACAUUUUUCAAAAUACAGUACCAAAACAGAGUUCAACACACUGCUAAUGUUAAAUCUGCCCAUCUGUCUUUGCUUCUACUCCUCUCACAUACACUCCUCAUUUUUCUUUCCAUUCUGACUUGACGCUGACCGGUAGUUAGAAAUAGCAGGGUCAUGUUUCAUGUUUUAUCAUUUCUUGUUUGCUUGUGAAUAAAAUAUACAGUUGAAAGUG
Doryrhamphus excisus (bluestripe pipefish) is the source of this 3256-nucleotide messenger RNA. RefSeq names its product PAX3 and PAX7 binding protein 1 (gene paxbp1). Lineage: Eukaryota; Metazoa; Chordata; Actinopteri; Syngnathiformes; Syngnathidae. The record is from RefSeq and is a predicted model, not a curated record. Gene Ontology annotation, biological process: mRNA splicing, via spliceosome; positive regulation of transcription by RNA polymerase II. Gene Ontology annotation, molecular function: DNA binding. Gene Ontology annotation, cellular component: nucleus.